GACUAUGUGCAUGGCUAUGUUUGGAAGUACGGCGCCGACGCUGUACUGGACGAUCUGGGAGCUUUUCUCGCGGCCCGAGGUCCUGGCGGAGGUCAGGGAGGAAAUAGGAACUCGGGCUGUUGUUUCUCAGAAGCCAGGGGAGGAGGAGAAGGAGGCACAUGAUGCUGAUGCUGAUUUCCUGCUCGACAUUGCUGCUCUCAAGACCCGAUGCCCCCUCCUCCUGUCUGUCUUCUAGGAGAGUCAGCGCACGCACCAUGCACACGCCAACAUCCGGUUUGUCUUAGAAGAUACACUCCUCGACGACGGGCGGUAUCUCCUACGUAAGGGGAACUGCUUAAUGAUGCCCGGGCCUCCCAUCCACCGCGACGUAAGCGUAUGGGGACAGUCCGCCGGUACAUUCAACCCCUACCGCUUUGUACCUAAGACGAGCAGCGUCGUCUCAGCCGAUGCCGUACCCCCUACCAGCGGCUUUCUCUCCUGGGGAGCACCGCCAUACCUCUGUCCGGCGCGGCAGUUCGCAUCUACAGAGAUCCUGAUUAUAGUGGCGCUGCUUGCGAUGCGGGUCGAUCUAAUACCCGCGGCGAGGAGCGGUCAGUGGGAACAGAGCCCUGCUUUGAACUAUGGCGAGCUGGUUUCGGUUUUCAACCCGGCUAAGGAUGUGGAAAUGUAUGUGAAGCCUAGGGAGCAGGGAGUAGGGAAGUGGACUCUGGAGAUGGGGGAGAGUACGACGAGAGUACCUAUUGCAUCUGGUUAAGGGGUUAGAAGUGCUGUGGUAGUUUAUGUUGAGAUACUAUUGAAGAUCUAUUCAAUUGUAGUUUCCUGUAUAUAAAGACCAAGGUGAAG
This is a messenger RNA of Daldinia loculata, 843 nucleotides long. RefSeq lists its product as uncharacterized. The record is from RefSeq and is a predicted model, not a curated record. NCBI's taxonomy places the organism in Eukaryota, Fungi, Ascomycota, Sordariomycetes, Xylariales, Hypoxylaceae. Gene Ontology annotation, molecular function: oxidoreductase activity, acting on paired donors, with incorporation or reduction of molecular oxygen; heme binding; iron ion binding. The coding region runs from base 338 to 754 and encodes 138 amino acids. The transcript has a single exon.